AAUAAGGGAAUGCAGAAAUAUAUCUGUGCGGUUGUUAACGGCAAGACAAAUUUAGUGCAUACUUUCUCCAUUAAAUAAAAAUUGUGAGGCCGAACCGAUUGAAAAUCAUGGCCAACUAUCUACGCACUGUUUCACUUAAAUACCGAUCAUUGGGAGGAUUUUUCGUUUCACGGCCUUACACAAGUGUGAGCGACUACAAAUCGCAUCGGGCCUCCUUAGACGAAGUCUCCAAAGUCAUUUCAAAUAAUCUAUGCAGGUCAGGUGCUAUACGACUGCAAGCAUUUGCUCUUAAUGCAUUUGAAUCCGAAAACAAAUGUUCAUCAUUCAACAGUAAAGCAGAAUCGUCCGAUUUGAACGCAUCCAUUAGGGAUGCAAUACAUUUCUGCUCUGACGCUGGUUCGUCUUCAACGCAGGGUUCAUCCAAAGAAAACCAGCCAUCGGAAGAACAACUUCAUAGAGUAUAUAAUGUGCUAUCACAAACUCUACCCAAACUCUUCAUUCAACCUCUGGACUACUCUAUCUACAAUCCCAAUUUGAUAUUCGAAAAUAAUAUCCGCGGAAUAAGAACAGAAGGGCUGUAUCACUACGUGAAACAAAUAGCAUUGCUACGGACGGUAGGUCAUUUGAAGUUCGCUUACGUUACCUUCGAGAUAUUAAAAAUCACUAAGCAUCCAGAGGACAAUACUGUGAAGGUGCGAUGGCGCAUUCGCGGGAUUAGUGCGCUAAAAGUAAUGCUUCAGUUUUGGAAAUAUAAAUUGUGGAAGUUGAAGCAAAUUUUCGACGACCAGGAGUCUUGGUACGAUGGCUUUUCGGUUUUGUACGUUGGUCCAGACGGCUUAGUGUCCAAACAUGUUGUAGAUAAGAUUAUGCCCGAUGAUGAUAGAGUAAAGGCUCCUCCGAAAACAAUUGUUUCACCAAAGUUGGCUUUAGUGGUUGGUCUCACAGCAGAAAUUUCACCCAUAGUAUGUACGAUGAACUAGUAAAGGAUAGCUUCGAGUUCCGAACGAACUACGCUGUUAUUGGAGGGUUGGUUUAUUUUCUGCAAUAAUUUAUUAAAUGACUUUUGCUGGAACAACUAGCCAGCUUUGUAUAGUCACGAUAGAUUAAUGCUAUUUGAAGCUGUAGAGCCAUGUAACAGCAAAGCAAAAAAAAAUAAUUAUAUUUUGAUUAGUUAUUUUUAGGGAAAA
Messenger RNA from Anopheles nili, 1187 nucleotides. RefSeq lists its product as uncharacterized. Bases 108 to 980 code for a protein of 290 amino acids. The transcript is spliced from 6 exons. NCBI's taxonomy places the organism in Eukaryota, Metazoa, Arthropoda, Insecta, Diptera, Culicidae. The record is from RefSeq and is a predicted model, not a curated record.